Silurus meridionalis is the source of this 1775-nucleotide messenger RNA. RefSeq lists its product as uncharacterized. The transcript is spliced from 10 exons. Bases 78 to 1256 code for a protein of 392 amino acids. The record is from RefSeq and is a predicted model, not a curated record. NCBI's taxonomy places the organism in Eukaryota, Metazoa, Chordata, Actinopteri, Siluriformes, Siluridae. Gene Ontology annotation, molecular function: protein binding.
GUUCCCUCACACACACACAGAGGUCCUCCCACACACACUCCUCUGCGUCUCUCUCUAGAGGUGUGCGGCUGACGAGGAUGAAGGAGUGUCUGCAGUUCCUUAGAGAACCAGUGAAGAACUUGAAGAUCUGCUUGAAGGAGUCACGCUGGAGAGGAACCACAGAGAAACGACAAACACUGAACGAGAACCAGAUCUUCAUCAUGGAGCUCGCAAGAGAACUGAGCUGGAUCUGUCAGAGUGCAGGAAUUUUAUCUCGGAUAUGGAGAGGAGAUGAUGUUUGGUCUGCAGCAGUUUGUCAUGAGUUCGUCACAGAGACGGUGUUUAUCCUGCAGAUGAAGGAGCGAACUAUGACAAGGAAGCAAGAGUGUGAGGACGAGCUGCAGUGCGUGUUAAACACUGAUGAGAACGAGCUAAAGAGAGAAAUUAUGGACUGGACACACACAAAGGAACAAACACCGUAUGGUGUGUGUGUGGGUGAGGUGGUGAUGAAGGUGUUAGAUGAUUUGGAGCUGCAGUGGAAUAAAGGACGGAUCUCUCAUCUUCAGUCUGCAUUGGAGCUACUCAUCUGGAUCACACACGCUGAACAUCUGAACAAGGAGCUCGUUCCUUCUUUGUGGCUCAGAAACAAACAGAAUCUUCAUAGCAUCAAUGCUGUUCAAUAUAUUCCACAUGCUGUGUGGAAGUGGAUUUGUGAUGCUGCAGUUGAAGUGACGUUUGACCCUGAGACGGCUCACCCUGCCCUGCUUGUGUCUGAGGACCGGAAGCGUCUGCUCUGCGUUCCUGAGGUCACUUCCCGCCUGGCCACGCCCCACCAGCGACGCUUUACCGGCUGGUUUUGUGUCCUAGGUUCAGAGCGACUCUCAUCUGGGCGGAGUUACUGGGAGGUGGAGCUUGGUGAGCGUGAUUGGCGAGUGGGCGUGGCCAAAGAGUCGGCUGUUCUAAACAGCUACAGCUUUCUGAACACUCGGAGCGGCUUCUACACGCUGCGUCUGGAGCGCGGGAGCGAGAUGAAGGCUCUGACCAUCCCCACCACGCCCCUUCCCUACAGGCCACGCCCACCUCGGCGGAUUGGCGUGUGUGUGGACUAUGAGGAGGGACAGAUCUCUUUUUAUGACGCAGAGACACACACACACGUUUACACGUACUGUGAGACGCUGACGGAGCCGGUGUACCCCGUGUUCGGCACUAACGAGAUCCUCACACACAUGCAGAUACGACCUCCACAGGUGUGUCAGGGGGUGUGUCCCUUCUGCUGAGCUCUCUCACACACACACACACACACACACAAUUUUAAAUCAAUAUGCAUACAUUAGAAAAAUUGCUAGGUCUCUGAUCUCUGAUGUCACAGGUUAUGGGCAUGGCUUACAUUUCAGUGGGUGUGGUUAAUAACCACUCUUAAAGCUGCAUCGCUAAUGUUAGCAUGAAAUUAAUAGAAACUAAUUUUCAAAAUGCUGCGUAGUUAUGAUGUCAUUUUUACCUUCGUCUGAUUGGCUAAACACAAUGCAGACUCAUUUGAGCGCUGAUGUUAAUUGGUGGGUGUGGAAGUGUGCGACUCCGAAAACACGAACAAGAAUCAAAUGUAACUGAUGCUGUUGCUAAACCAGAAAUAUGGUAAAUAUGAUUGUUUAUUCAGGAGAUUAGAUUUUACAGCCUGUGCACAUGCUCAGUAGCGUAUGUACUGCGCGACCCAGUGGACAUUGUGAGUACUGCAGCACAGUCUUUAUUCUGUCUUUUUUUUGUUUUGUUUUUUAUUAAAAACAUUAAAAUCAGCACUA